AACAGUUUUUGAACAUUAAACCUCAUUCACCUGAUAAAAUAUAGUUUGAGCACAAAUGUUCCAUGAUGAGCCUACCCGCAUAUUGCUGAAAUUUCUCUCUAUGACGCAGUGGUAUACAAAGUACAGAAGUGUAAAAUGAUGACGUUAGAGAGAUUUGGGAACACACUUUAUCAUAUUUAAAGAGUGGAGAACUUGAUAAUAAUUAAGUCGAUUUUAACUAACUGCUUUCCCCACAUACCUUUGGACAUAGCUAUCAUAUCAAUCGUAUCUUUAAUCAUGUGUGACAAUUUGAUAGAACAUUAAAUAUAAGAGAACUAAGGAAAUUGCAACGAUAUUAUAUACACGUAUCAGUUAUAAUUCCAUAAAGGUGUUGACACAAGUAUGAUGCACGUGGGCGCCCUGUAAUCCGGUUUCGGUAAUGGUUUCAGUACGCCUUCAUUUAGUUUCAAAGCAUGUUUAUCAUUUCUCAUUAACGAUCUUAAAAAACAAACGUGAAAGUUGCUGAAAGGAUACUGUCAUCUGAAUAAAAUAGAAAUAACUACAGUAUCAUAUUCGAAACUGAUUCAACUACUAUGUCUGGGAAACAUCUCGACCCAUUGGAGAAUAAAAACACGUCAUUGUUGCAAACAAAUCCAACAGGAGUACAAAGAAGAAUAACCAAGGACUGUCGAUGGAGCAAAUACCAAACAUUUAUAUUGUGUGUAAUAUGUUGCCUAUUUGCUAAUGCUGUAAUUUCUGGGGGAGAUGCUGCAAUAGUAGACCGAAAUGGGCGUAAACAACCAGUACGCGCAUCAAAUGUGGUUGAAGUGAAAUAUUCUGGUGAAGAACCCGUCUUAGUCAAAAUAGAUGGAAAGAACCAUCAACAACCAAAAGCAGAAAUUCACUCUCCAGGAGGUGGUAAAAGUAACCAUGGACGAUUACUACAUGUGAAGAAGAAUGACCAUACAUCAUCUCGAAAUACCAUUUCGACAAAACCUUUUUUAUGCAGGGUGUUUCCCUAUGUUUUGCCAAAUUUAUGUAACUAUCGAAUUUAGCAAUGAGACAAGACAAAAUAAUAUCGUUGACGACCCACGGGGUCAUAAGGGCCAAUAUUGGAUUGACGUUUAUAAUAAUGGACUUAAUCCUCAGACCAGAUCAAAAAUGAAUGUACAUAAUGUCAAUCUUUAAGCAUACAGAAUAUAAACACAUGUAUCACGAUUCACUAACAAUCUUUUUCAGAAUAGAUGGAUGCGAGUUACCCUUUUAUAUAUUACUUAUCCCAUCGUCGUUC
Owenia fusiformis is the source of this 1270-nucleotide messenger RNA. NCBI's taxonomy places the organism in Eukaryota, Metazoa, Annelida, Polychaeta, Sabellida, Oweniidae. The record is from the annotation of a GenBank genome assembly.